GAUGCGGCUGCCUACCUCGCCUCGCAGGCGGCGGCAAUGGCGCAGCCCGGCGCCGCCGCUCCCCAGGCAGACGAGCAGACCCGCCGCCUGGUUAUCCGCCCUGAGAUGGGCGCCGACUUCAUGCAGAUUACGCCGCAGCUCGCCGAGAAGCUCUUUGCGCCGAUCGCAGGUGCGCAGCGCACGCAGGCUGUCCAGGCCGAGGCAACCGAGCCCGACGUACGCAGGAGCACCGGCAUGCCCUCGAUCGCCGGGUACGGGUACGAUGUUCCGUGCAACACGAGCGCAAACAUCUCGCUGCGCGUCAACGGCAGCGACUGGACAAUUCCCGCCGCAAAGUGGGUCGUCCCCUCCGGCACUGGCGCACAGGGCAUGUGCAAGACCCGUGUGCGUGUUGCCCAGGACGAGGGCGGGUUCCGCGAUGAGCUGUACGACGUGCUUGUGGGCUCCCUCUUCCUCGACUCCAUCUACUCGGCUUACCGUUACGACGCGGCGCAGCCGCAGAUCGGCUUCGCCCAGCUCUCGGACAAGGCCAAGGAUGCGGCGACGUCGAGCGCUGCGGUCGCCCAGCCUACUGCGUCGGGGAAGAGCGGGGCGGUGCGCAAAUCCGCCGGCGCCGGUCUUCUCGCGGCCGCUGUGGCGGUGGCUGCUCUCACUGUGUAGGUCCCGGGGCCUUGCUCCCUCGCCCCUAGCCCUGUCCCGCUCGGUAAUGGAAAUGUACACAAAGCUAAGCAGUCGGGAAUAUAACAC
Messenger RNA from Cutaneotrichosporon oleaginosum, 747 nucleotides. RefSeq lists its product as uncharacterized. NCBI's taxonomy places the organism in Eukaryota, Fungi, Basidiomycota, Tremellomycetes, Trichosporonales, Trichosporonaceae. The record is from RefSeq and is a predicted model, not a curated record.